Phyllostomus discolor (pale spear-nosed bat) is the source of this 3033-nucleotide messenger RNA. It is a transcript of the gene ARHGAP10, whose product is annotated as Rho GTPase activating protein 10. The record is from RefSeq and is a predicted model, not a curated record. The transcript has 23 exons. Bases 1 to 2349 code for a protein of 782 amino acids. NCBI's taxonomy places the organism in Eukaryota, Metazoa, Chordata, Mammalia, Chiroptera, Phyllostomidae. Gene Ontology annotation, molecular function: GTPase activator activity; protein binding. Gene Ontology annotation, cellular component: cytoplasm. Gene Ontology annotation, biological process: signal transduction.
AUGGGGCUGCAGCCCUUGGAGUUCAGCGACUGCUACCUCGACAGUCCGUGGUUCAGGGAGAGGAUCCGCGCCCACGAAGCGGAGAUCGAGAGGACCAACAAGUUCAUCAAAGAGCUCAUUAAGGAUGGAAAGAACCUCAUCGCGGCGACCAAAAGUCUCUCGGCAGCCCAGCGGAAGUUCGCCCACUCGCUCAGAGACUUUAAGUUCGAGUUUAUCGGCGAUGCGGAGACGGACGACGAGCGCUGCAUAGAUGCUUCCUUGCGCGAAUUUUCUAAUUUUUUGAAGAACCUGGAAGAACAGAGAGAAAUCAUGGCGUUAAGUGUCACUGAAACCCUGAUUAAGCCAUUGGAGAAAUUCAGAAAGGAGCAACUGGGAGCCGUAAAGGAAGAAAAGAAGAAGUUUGACAAAGAGACAGAGAAGAACUAUAGCCUGAUUGAUAAACAUUUGAAUUUAUCAGCAAAAAAGAAAGACUCACAUUUACAAGAGGCAGACACGCAAGUGGAGCAGACGCGGCAGCACUUCUAUGAACUAUCUCUCGAGUAUGUGUGUAAGCUGCAGGAAAUCCAGGAGAGAAAGAAGUUUGAAUUUGUGGAGCCUAUGCUGUCAUUUUUUCAGGGAAUGUUCACUUUCUACCAUCAGGGCCACGAACUUGCUAAAGAUUUCAAUCACUACAAAAUGGAACUACAGAUCAACAUUCAGAACACGCGGAACCGGUUUGAGGGCACGAGGUCGGAAGUGGAAGAGCUGAUGAACAAGAUCCGGCAGCGCCCCCAGGACCACAAGCGGGCCACCCAGUUCACGGCGGAGGGCUACCUGUACGUCCAGGAGAAAAGGCCUGCUCCCUUCGGGUCCAGCUGGGUCAAGCACUACUGCAUGUACCGCAAGGCGGCCAAGAAGUUCAACAUGAUCCCGUUCGAGCACAGGUCUGGAGGGAAGCUCGGGGAUGGAGAGGCGUUCUUUUUGAAAGAUUGUUCCAGAAGGCACACUGACUCCAUCGACAGAAGGUUUUGUUUUGAUGUAGAAGCUACUGACCGGCCUGGCGUCUCCCUGACCAUGCAGGCGUUCUCCGAAGAGGAGAGGAGGCAGUGGCUGGAAGCUCUGGGCGGAAAAGAAGCCCUGCUCCAUAGUUUUAACCGCGCCAUCGUCCCAAGACCAGAAGGAAGUGCACAGUUGGAUAAGAUGGGAUUCACCAUUAUCAGAAAGUGCAUCAGUGCCGUUGAAUCUCGAGGUAUAAAUGACCAAGGAUUGUACAGAGUUGUGGGGGUGAGUUCAAAGGUCCAGAGACUUCUCAGUAUGUUGAUGGAUGUAAAAACAUGCAAUGAGUUGGACCUGGAGAACUCCGUAGAUUGGGAAGUGAAGACAAUAACAAGCGCCCUGAAACAGUAUCUGAGGAGCCUCCCGGAGCCUCUCAUGACCUACAAGCUGCAUGGGGAUUUCAUCGCUCCUGUCAAAAGUGGGAGCCCAGAGUCUCGUGUGAAUGCUAUCCAUUUCUUGGUGCACAAGCUGCCAGAAAAAAAUAAAGAAAUGUUGGAUAUUUUGGUGAAACACUUAACAAACGUGUCAGACCACUCCAAGCAGAACCUGAUGACUGUGGCAAAUCUGGGAGUGGUGUUUGGACCAACUCUGAUGAGGCCACAGGAGGAAACCGUCGCUGCCAUCAUGGAUCUGAAGUUUCAGAACAUCGUUGUGGAAAUCUUAAUUGAAAAUCACGAAAAGAUUUUUAGGACCCUGCCUGAUGCCACCUUCCCUGAGCCAGUCUCCCUGUCAGCGUCACCCCCAAAUGCUCCACCGAGACAAUCGAAGAGACCAGGCCAGAGGACCAAGCGACCCGUGGCUGUGUAUAAUCUUUGUCUUGAGCUGGAGGAUGGUGACAGCCCUCACCCUGCUAAGGAGGACACCCCCAGCAGCAGUCUGGACUCACUUCCCUCCCCGUCUCCCACAACUGCCGCUGUCCACGGGCUUCCUGGGGCGGACAAAAACCACCUUGUCACGGACGGGGACUCGGCGUCCACUGCCUCAAGCCAGACCCGACCGUCGAUGGUCCAGUGGCUUAACCCGCAGUCUCCGACCACACCCAGCUGCAGCCCAGCUCUUACGCCGUCUUCACCCAAGUUGUCGCCUUGCCUGUUCUCUCCUCCCACCACCGUAGCCGACAAGCCACCUGAAAGCGUCAGCAGCCGGAAAGCUCGAGCGGUGUAUCCAUGCGAGGCAGAACACAGCUCCGAAUUGUCUUUUGAAAUAGGAGCCAUUUUUGAGGAUGUACAAACCUCGAGGGAACCCGGCUGGCUAGAAGGGACUCUGAAUGGCAAGAGGGGGCUGAUUCCACAGAAUUACGUCAAGCUCCUCUAGCGCCUGGCCUGGGAGGGCCCCACCCGCACCCAGGCUCCCACGGACCUCCCUGGGGGCCUCGAACUAACUUCCUCCUCCUGGGCGGAACCCACGGCUGCCCAGACACACGGGAAUUACAGAUCACGGAUCGGCACUCCAGGGGUGGGGAGGGGGACGUACUCCCAGAGGUGGGUGGGGAGGGCACAUGCCGCCCGGAGCUGUGCAGGUCUGUGGAGCAGGAGAAGAAUGUCGGGGCUGACAGAGUGGACUUCGCAUUCGUCGACCCCGGGACGUGGGGCUCUUGAGUAUCCAGGCUCCAGAGCAGGAGGGAGGGCGGCCUUCUGCCUGCGCUUGCUCCCCGCCGGCGGCUGCCACACUGCCAGACGUCUGCCCGCCCGCCCGCCCGCCUGCUGCUGAGACCCGUCCGCCUGCUGCUGAGAUGCUGACGGUACACUCAAGGUGUUUGCUCUCGGCUCCGGCCACGAGCUGCGGAGGGGCCUCGGCCGGGAUCCGGGCAGUGGGCGAAUUGGCCUCAGCCCACAGGUGCUCCUGCCCACUCGGCCGGCCCCUGCGCACUCUCCCCCGGAACACCGUCCUAUUUAUAACAGGCCUCUCCUCGGUGUUUCUCGCCUGUCCGCCCUUUCCCAGCCACCGCCUGUCUGCCCCACGGUCUCUGUAAGUGAAAUAAAGUGUAAUUUACUACGU